CUCCAACCUCUUCUAAUCUGUGGUGUUUACUUACCCACUCCCAAGCCUUUCCGCACAAAAUAGAAAGUGAAAAUAAAAUUCCUUUCCUGUGAUAGCUAGCAGCGAGUGCACAGAACUGACUGUCUUGUGGUUGCUUCUAUAACACAAACUGGGACGUGCUAUAUUCACUUCUGGCAUAAAACAGAUCUGUGUAGCUGACUUCCUAUAAAAAGAGAAGAGGGAAAGUGAAAGAGACAGAUAGGAAGGUUUUGUGAUCAAAUAUCUGGAGAUUGGCCUGUUUCUUCAAGAAAGCUCAGAAGAAUUGAAGCAUUUGUGGACUGACGGAAGACUCCUGGAAACAUCUGAGGAACAAAGACUGAACUGGGGGAAGUGCUGGACCCAGGCUACAGGGAUUUCUAGCCUGUGAGUGGAACACCUGGGAUAUAACCAAGUGCAGCUUGCCCCUUAAGAAUCAACAGCCUGUUUGUAUCAUCUCUUAGGAGAUGCGCAGAAACAUACCUGCAGCCGGCUGCUUCCGGGAGUGGAGUGGGGCCACGCCAUGCAGACAGCCUGCCUGAACCCUGCUGCACCACCAGUCGGAAGCCACCUGUGGCAUAACUGAGACUGAUUGAACCACUGCCAAGCUGCCAUGGGUGCUAAGUUCUCCAAAAAGAACAUUGAAGAAUUAGAAGCUGCUGCCAAAACAGGAAACCUCCCAGAAAUAGCAGCAAAGCUGAAGGUACCUGUAGAGUUGAUAGAAAACACUCAACUCCACAUCGCUGUCACAGGAGAGUCGGGCUCUGGAAAAUCGUCCUUUGUCAAUGCCAUCCGGGGACUGGGAGAUGAAGAUGAAGAUUCCGCUGAGACUGGGGUGGUAGAAACAACGAUGGAGCCAAAGGCUUAUCCUCACCCUGUACUCCCCAACUUAACAAUAUGGGAUCUUCCAGGAAUCGGGACUCCCAAGUUUCAGGCAGACAAAUACCUCAAGCAGGUAAAAUUCAACAACUAUGACUUCUUCAUCAUCAUCGCCUCAGAGCGCUUCACUUCCCACCACACCAGCCUCGCCCAGGAGAUUCACAAGCUGGGGAAGAGGUUUUAUUACGUGCGCUCCAAAGUGGAUAAUGACUUGAAAGCUGGAAGAAGGAAAAGGAAUUUCAACAAGGAGAGACUCCUGCAGGAGAUCAGGGAGGACUGCAUAAAGAACCUGAGAGAAGCAGGUGAGGCCUCCCCACGGGUUUUCCUGCUCUGCAGCUGGGAACUGCACAAGUACGAUUUCCAGCUCCUGCAGGAGACACUGGAGAGGGAGCUGGAUGCUCACAAGGGACUCGCUUUCAUCGUGGCAUGGCCUGACAUCUCAGAAAAGAUCGUGGAAAAAAAUGAAGUGAAACCACUGCAGCAUAGAUCGGAAUGUGCCUCGGUCUCCUCUGCUAUCGCUGCUGAUCCUCACCCAGACUUGCAGCUAAAACCAAGUGACCCAUUGCCAACAGCUGCCAUGCCAAUGUUCUCCAAAGAGGACAAUGAAGAAUUAGAAGCUGCUGCCAAAACAGGAAACCUUUCAGAAAUAGCAGUGAAACUGAAAAAGUCUCUAGAGUCAUCAGAAAAUACUCCACUGCACAUUGCAGUCACAGGGAAUUCAGGCUCUGGAAAAUCUUCCUUUGUUAAUGCCAUUUUGGGACUGGGAGAUGAAGAUGAAGGUGCCGCUAAGACUGGGGUGGUAGAAACAACAAUGGAACCAAAGGCUUAUCCUCAUCCUGUACUUCCCAAUGUAACAAUGUGGGACUUGCCGGGAAUUGGGACUCCCAAUUUUCAUCCAGACAAAUACCUCAAGAAGGUAAAAUUCAACAGCUAUGACUUCUUCAUCAUCAUUGCGUCAGAGCGCUUCACUUCCCACCACACCAGCCUCGCCCAGGAGAUUCACAAGAUGGGGAAGAGGUUUUAUUACGUGCGUUCCAAAGUGGAUGCCGACUUGUAUGCAGCUCAGAUCCGCCGGCCCAGCACCUACAAUGAGGAACAGAUCCUGCAGAUCAUCCGGGAGAACUGCAUCAAGAACCUGAGGGAAGCAGAUGAGACCUCCCCACGGGUUUUCCUGAUCUCCAGUUGGGAUCUGCUUAAAUACGAUUUCCACUUGCUGCAGGAAACACUGGAGCAGGAACUGGAUGCUCACAAAAGACUCACUUUCAUCCUGGCCCUGCCCAACAUCUCGGCAAAGAUCCUGGAAAAGAAAAAGGCUGAACUGAAGAAGCAGAUAUGGAAACUAGCCCUUGUGUCUUCUGCUGCCGCUGCCAUCCCUCUCCCAGGUCUUGGUCUUGCUUGUGAUAUUACCAUCCUGGUGACAUCCAUGAGACAUUACUGUAAGGCCUUUGGACUGGAUAGAACCUCACUAACUAAUCUUGCCAACAGGGUGGGGACGACCGUCCCAGAGCUGAGGGCGGUUAUAAAGUCCCCACUGGCUGCAGAAAUAUCUAAAGAGCUUGUAAUCAAGCUGCUAAGCAAGGCUGCAUGUGGUGCAGCGAUGGCAGCAGAAGCAGCUCUGAGUUUUAUCCCAGUGCCAGUGGUGGGGUCUCUGCUAGCUGCAGGAGUUUCUUUCGGGACCACAUACUACAUGCUUCAGAGCUUUCUGAAUGAGGCUGUGGAAGAUGCUCAGAAAGUUCUGAGCAAGGCUCUUGAGAAUGAAAAAUUCAAAUAAGAACAAACAAUCCAGUGCAUCAAAUAUAAAAAAUUCUUAAAGUGAUUGCAAAAAAAUGAGAGCAAGACCAGA
This is a messenger RNA of Chelonoidis abingdonii (Abingdon island giant tortoise), 2737 nucleotides long. The record is from RefSeq and is a predicted model, not a curated record. Lineage: Eukaryota; Metazoa; Chordata; Testudines; Testudinidae.